UAGACCCCGCCCGGGGCCCAUGGGCUCUCCCCCGGCCCGGCCCUGGCCACCGGAUCAGAGCUACGGACCCGCCCAAAGGGGCCCCAGCUCCCGCUGCUCCUCCCCGGGCGGGUUCGGAGGCUUGAAGUCCCCCUGGUUGGGUGCCUGGGAGGCCCGCGCCCCUUGACUGACAGCGGCUUGUUUCGUAACCUUCACUUCCAGCCCUGGAAGCCGAGCGUUACCCAGCCAGGCUGCUGGGGGAUGCCGGGGAAGGAGCCGCUUGCUGGGCCCCCCCAAGGAGGAGCACCCAGUUUUCCUUUGCCCUCAGGGGACCCGACACUGAGAGGAAGGAGAAGCAAGGCACUGAGCAGGGAGCCGAACCCUCAGGAUGAAGCACAUCUCGAUCCACUGGUUCCGUAAGGGUCUUCGCCUUCACGAUAACCCUGCCCUGCUGGCCGCGAUGACAGACUGCCACAAGCUGUAUCCCAUCUUCAUCCUCGACCCCUGGUUCCCAAAGAACAUGCGGGUCAGCGUCAACCGCUGGAGGUUUCUGGUUGAGUCGCUGAGAGAUCUGGACGAGAGCCUCCAGAAACUGAACUCGAGGCUGUUUGUGGGGCGUGGCCGCCCCACAGAGAUAUUCCCGGUCCUCUUUAAAGAGUGGAAGGUGACACGGCUGACGUUCGAGAUAGACACGGAGCCCUACUCCAGGCAGCGCGAUAGCGAGGUGGUGAGGCUGGCGGCUGAACAUGGCGUUCAGGUUAUUCAGAAAGUGUCCAACACCUUGUAUGACACCGACAGAGUAAUUGCUGAGAACAGUGGCAAGGUGCCUCUGACCUACGUGCGCCUGCAGACGCUCCUGGCAGCGCUGGGACCACCGAAGCGGCCCGUGCCAGCUCCCACUCUGGAAAACCUGAAGGAUUGCUGUACCCCCUGCAAAGACAACCACGAUGCAGAGUAUGGGAUCCCUACGCUGGAGGAGCUGGGUCAAGACCCCGAGCAAGCAGGUCCUCGCCUCUACCCAGGAGGAGAGUCUGAGGCACUUUGCAGGCUUGACUUGCAUAUGAACAGAACGGCCUGGGUGUGUAAUUUCCAGAAGCCCCAGACUGAGCCCAACUCCCUGAGCCCUAGCACCACCGUCCUGAGUCCUUACAUCAAGUUUGGAUGCUUGUCAGUGCGAACCUUCUGGUGGAGGUUGGCUGAAAUCUACCAGGGGAGGAAACACUCCAGCCCGCCCGUGUCUUUGCACGGGCAGCUCCUGUGGAGGGAGUUCUUCUAUACGGCAGGAGCUGGGAUCCCCAACUUCAACAAGAUGGAAGGCAACCCCAUCUGUGUGCAGGUGGACUGGGAUGACAAUCCAGAGCACCUCAGAGCCUGGAGUGAGGGCCGGACGGGCUACCCCUUCAUAGAUGCCAUCAUGACCCAGCUGCGCACUGAAGGCUGGAUCCAUCACCUGGCCCGGCACGCUGUGGCCUGCUUCCUGACUCGAGGAGACCUGUGGAUAUCCUGGGAGCAAGGGCAAAAGGUCUUUGAGGAGUUGCUGCUGGAUGCUGACUGGUCCCUGAACGCUGGCAACUGGCAGUGGCUGUCGGCGAGCGCCUUCUUCCACCAGUUCUUCCGUGUCUACUCGCCUGUCGCCUUCGGCAAGAAGACGGACAAGGGCGGAGAAUAUAUCAAGAAGUACCUCCCUUGCCUCCAGAAGUUCCCCGCUGAGUACAUCUACGAGCCCUGGAAGGCGCCGCGAAGCGUGCAGGAGCAGGCGGGCUGUGUGAUUGGCCGAGAUUACCCCAAGCCCAUCGUGGUGCACGAGGUGGUGAGCAAGAGGAACGUGGAGCGGAUGAAGGCAGCCUACACCCGGCGAUCGGCCAGCACCACGGCCCAGCUGGAGGGAGGGGGUGGCAAGAAAGGUGCCAGAAGGAAGACACCUGCUGGUCCCUCUGUGGCCGAACUGCUGACAAAGAAACCAAAGACUAAAAGCAGCUGAAUUCCUGUGGAUCUUGACAAUGGGCCAGCCUCUUCUGUGCCGCAGGGGGAGAACCCCACCCUGGAGCCAGGCAGCACAAGAGCCCAUUCACAUCCCAUUUGGGCUUUAUGAAGAGAGGCUCUGGGGUCUGUUCCAAUCCCUUGGCUGACAGCUAGGGGCCCAGGCCUUCUGAGUCCAGGGAAAGCUAUAGGGGGGUUUUAGCACCGCCUCUCUUAUUGGCUCAGGAAACUUUUUCAUGCUGUACCCUUUCGUUCAGCCCCUUAAGCCUGUUCAGCGAACUGUCCUUUGGUGCGGGUGCUUUCGAUUCUGCUCGCAGGCCAGAAGCUGAGUUCCUCUUUUGGAAAGAACAGGAGGACUUGUGGCAUCUUAGAGACUCACCAAUUUAUUUGAGCAUAAGCUUUCAUGAGCUACAGCUCACUUCAUCGGAAGCUCACGAAAGCUUAGGCUCAAAUAAACUGGUUAGUCUCUAAGGUGCCACAAGUCCUCCUGUUCUUUUUGCGAAUUCAGACUAACACGGCUGUUACUCUGAAGCCUGUCUCUUGGAAAGGUCAUUGCCAUGGAGUGGAUCAGUUUGUCUGAAUGCCUUACGGUGAAUCUACCCUACAGCACCCGGGGAGGUAGAUGUAUCACCACCCCCAUUUUACACAUAAGUGAACUGAGAAAGAGAUUACUGGGCAGAUUUCCAGUGGGAGCUCCUGGAUCCCUUAAAAAUCUAGCCAUAAUUGACUUGUUCAGAUCAGAUCUUAAGGCGGCAGAGCUGGGAACUGAACCCACAUCUUGCGCUACAUUCCAGUGCCUUCCGCACAAGGUCCCCUUCCCAGGUUACUGCCCUGUGCUUUCUUUAUCUGGGUUGUUGCAGACAUUUAGCUGAAGGGUACAUUUUAAACUUACCUCUCAGGAAAACAAUUUGUGCAGCCACUGACUCCUCUGGCCUGGGAAACACCCCAGACUUCUGCAUCCAAAGAAGCCAAAAGCACAGCAGACUUUCAGGGAGUGGAAGUUUUUUUGUUUUGUUUUUUAAAAAGGGCAUGUUAAUAACCUGCUGGGGUGCCGAAUGCCCCAGCCAGCCUGGCUGGGAAUUGGUACUGAACUCCCUGUUUUAAGCUUUACUGCCCCCUUUGGCAGACAGCAGCUUAGGAGACCAAAGUGAGGGAUGCUGGACAUGGAUGUUGCCUUUUGCCCAUCUUUGUACUGAGCGUUAAAUGCUGGAUGCUUAUUACCACGUUCUUGGGACCUGUACACCCCUUUUUGUGGUGUGUCCAACCAAGACAUAAUUUCAUUAUCCCUUGGCUACGGUCUGCUGGGGUAUUAAAGAUAUCCUUGGAAGUGCUAAGUGGAGUUACAGAAGCUAAAGUGUGGGGCAAAGCUCAUCUUGAUGUCCCAAAGACAGGAAAGUAACUGAAAUACUUCUCUGAGGGACAACCCAUCUUAAAUUCUCACUUACUCAGCGACAAUCUACACUCAUUGCUAUAUUUGCUUUCUGCAAGCUACUCUUAGUAUAACCUUUUGUGAGUGAGGUAUCCAAAUAUUGGAUGCUAAUAUCUAAAUUGUACGGUUACAUUUAUUUACCAAAAUUUGGGAUAUUGCACAUUAUGUACUGGAUGUAUUUUCUGGCUUUUAAAUCAAACUUUGUACUUGUGGAUAAUUUAAGCCUUACACCCCGCUAUGUAGACACUCUUUCCUUAACCUGUGUAUUAGAUAAUUAACAUUAGCUUUAAUCAAAUUUUAAAUCUGCUCUUUCAUUUA
Molecule: messenger RNA, 3706 nt
Organism: Caretta caretta (loggerhead turtle)
Lineage: Eukaryota; Metazoa; Chordata; Testudines; Cheloniidae
Product: cryptochrome-1
Biological process (GO): circadian regulation of gene expression; entrainment of circadian clock by photoperiod
Cellular component (GO): cytoplasm; nucleus
Molecular function (GO): FAD binding; DNA binding; deoxyribodipyrimidine photo-lyase activity
Source: RefSeq, a predicted model, not a curated record